Messenger RNA from Priapulus caudatus, 4681 nucleotides. RefSeq names its product guanine nucleotide-binding protein subunit beta-5-like. The coding region runs from base 46 to 1116 and encodes 356 amino acids. The transcript is spliced from 9 exons. Lineage: Eukaryota; Metazoa; Priapulida; Priapulimorpha; Priapulimorphida; Priapulidae. The record is from RefSeq and is a predicted model, not a curated record. Gene Ontology annotation, biological process: G protein-coupled receptor signaling pathway; G protein-coupled dopamine receptor signaling pathway. Gene Ontology annotation, cellular component: cytoplasm; heterotrimeric G-protein complex. Gene Ontology annotation, molecular function: protein binding; signaling receptor complex adaptor activity.
GCAGAGUAGAAAAUUUGUCUUUUUCUGUGAUUUCUCGUAUAAGUCAUGUCCAACGAAGGGCUAAAAGUAAAGGUGGAUAAUAAUAGUGAAAAUAUAGAUGCACUACAACGAGAAGUGGAGUCAUUGAAGACGAAACUAGAAGAGGAACGACUAAAACUCAACGAUGUCACACUGCCAGACGUGGCCGGGAGGCUAGAAUCAAUACCCAGUCUGAACAUUAAGGUGCGGCGUGUUCUGAAGGGCCACCAAGGCAAGGUCCUCGCGAUGGACUGGAGUCAGGACAAGCGUCACAUAGUUAGCUCUUCGCAGGAUGGAAAGAUGAUUGUUUGGGACGCAUUCACAACUAACAAAGAGCAUGCUAUAGCAAUGCCAACCACUUGGGUGAUGGCAUGCUCGUAUGCCCCCUCUGGCACUCUUGUCGCCUGUGGCGGCCUGGACAACAAGUGCACGGUAUAUCCACUUAGCUUUGAUGAAGACGUGACAGCAAAGAAGCGACCUGUUGCAACUCACACCAGCUAUAUGUCAUGCUGCAAGUUCACCAACUCUGAUCAACAAAUUCUCACGGGCAGCGGCGACAGCACGUGCGCCCUCUGGGAUGUUGAGAGUGGGCAGCUGAUGCAGAGCUUUCACAACCACACGGCCGAUGUGAUGUCUAUCGACCUGUCUCCCUCUGAAACGGGAAACACCUUCGUGUCUGGGGGAUGUGACAAGAUGGCGAUGAUAUGGGACAUGAGGACAGGAGACUGUGUGCAGAAGUUUGACGGCCACGAUGCUGAUAUCAACACUGUCAAAUUUUACCCGAGCGGUGACGCUUUCGCCUCCGGGUCCGACGACGGAACUUGUUGUCUUUACGACCUGAGGGCGGACAAAGAAGUGAACUGCUACACCAAGCAGAGUAUAAUAUUUGGCGUCAAUGCUGUAGACUUUUCAGUUAGUGGGCGGCUGUUGUUCUCCGGAUACAAUGAUUACACAGUCAACGUGUGGGAUACCCUGAAAGGAAACAGGAUCUGCAUUCUGUACAGUCACGAGAAUAGAGUGAGUUGUCUCGGAAUGUCACCAGAUGGUACUUGUCUAUGCACGGGCAGUUGGGACUUCACACUCAGGAUUUGGGCAUAACACUACAGAAUAGACUACGCCAAUGGCGGGAACAAGGAAUCCCCAUGCACAGGUGCAAUUUAUAGACCCGUCAUUGUCUAUAAUUGAUUAAAUGUGUCAGCACAGGUUUAGCAAACUCAGCCAUGUGUCAGCAUUAGCUACUUUUUGAACACAAAAGUAUUAUUAAAUGUACAUGUAUAUUAUUAGCUUGAUUCUGAGAGAGAUAGAUAGAGGGAGAGCUAACUAGUGAGAGAGGGAGUGGUAAACCUUGCACUGCCUAGAGGCUGAUUUGCACUGCUCUUCCAACAAGCGAAACGAACACUGGUAACAAUGUCAAGCGCUUUACGUCGGGCGACACGUCUUGUGUAACACAUUUGUCUUGUGUGUGAGCUACGCUGCUGCUGUCUCUGUGUGUGACGCAUAUGUUGGGAAUCAACUACUUUGGUGUGUUUGUUACACCAUUGCUCUGCUCAUGGCUUUACCAGCGUUCUGCUUCGUAUCCUGAUUAAACAGGAGACGUUAUGAGUCCUUGAUGGACCACCAAGGACGCAUCUGUUAGUGGAAGUUUUCUGUAUGCUACAGAAGCUGGUCAGAGUUUCCCUGGUAUGUGCUGCCACCUAGUGGUGAAAAUUGCAAGUAUCGCGUGUUUUUUCGACCAUGUUUCGUGACGCAUUUGAUAACAGUUUGGUAGCAAAAUCAGAUGAUAAUUUUCAUCAUCAUAUACCUUUCGCCACUUAGUGGCAGGCCAUGGAAGCAGGUGCUUCCAGUUACAGUGACAUCUUUAGCCACGAUGUUCCAGCGAAAAUUCUAGUCUUCCUAUGGAAUGAGGUUUAUUAUCGAUAUUCCAGGUUUUUUGCCUGAGAUUCUAUGAUUGAUCAUGUAGCUGUGUACAAUAACCCCAGAGCUAAGAAUUUAUGCGUUUUUUCUCAGUAAAAUUUAGCCACGACCGUGCGUACAUUGGCAGCAGCAGCCUGUUAGCUCGUGUGUGCGUGUGUGUGUCCGUGUGCAGACGCAAUUAGCUGACACUGUACCAGGUAGUUACCUACACCUUCUAACUCGAUUUAUUAGAGUUUUAAUCUCACAUCGGUCUAGUCACUGGUUUUGUACAUGCGUCGUUGUAUAGUUUAGCUGGAGUGUGGCAGGGGCUGUCUGGCACAAUCUAGUAUAUAUAUGUGCUUGAACACUCUCCCUCACUUCUAAGAAUCCCCUCCUGUUGAAUAUAAUAUCAGCGUGCAUUUAGGAAUCGUUAGUAAACUGUUGAUUUUCGGGUAUUAGCUUUGAUUGUAACGAUAUGGCGAGAGCGCGAGAGAGGAAUCGAGUGAUGAGAGAGGGGUGAGUGCAUGGAUAGGUGCACAUACUACGUUACGUGCUGCCGUAUAGGAACUAGAUUUUGUUUUACUUCUUGUUGAAGUACUCUGUGUUUUCUGCUGCCCUGCUGCUUAACUCUCCCACCCACCAAUAUGCGUCUUUCUCUGGCAUAUCUCCAUUCCUACCCCGUUCCUCGUACUAUGUACUACUGUCAUACUUCCUCGUCCCCCUGUGAAUUCUUGAUAUAUGUUUACUCUCUGUAUCCUCUCUCUAGCCGCCCUGUUCUAUGCCACAGCUUGCGUUCUUGGAUGUGGCAGGUUUCGUAAUCAUCCUACACCCACCCUAUCAUCCUAUCCCUGUGCUUUUCUCCAAUUUAUCCUGCUCUCUACUCCCUCCCCUACGCCAUCUCUAUCUUACGUAUCCUCCACCCUCCCUAACGUGAUCAUCACGGACACUUCACGUCUCCCACACAUCGUGCUCUUCACCUUCCCUCGCCCCUUCUUAUCUCACACUUCGUCCACCCUUCUCCCAUUCCUUCGACUAUUCGGCCAACACUCCUAUGCAUUACGAUGAGAUAGUGUCUCUGUAGAUAGAGAGAGAGAGGGAGCGACGUUUCGGUUGUUGUUGAUGUUGUUGGGUGGAAGCGUUGCUAUGGGGUGCUGACGGCCGGCACAUCCCCGCUCCUCGCGUAUUUUUCUCUGGACUGUCGACGGCAACGAUGAUUUGCGCAGCGGCAGCGGCGGACGCAGGCGGGCGGACGCGCCGACGAGAGACUGUACAGUACGUGUUGCUAUGUUGUCGCGCCGCGGCUCGCUAGGUGCAGGGAAGCUAGGCGCCUCGCUGUCCGCCCACUCUCCCUCGUAGCUGAACGCGUUCCAUCGGUUCGUCAAACGAUGGUGGCGCCACGGAGAGCAGUGUUCCGGCGAUGGGGGUUAACGGUGUUUGUUUUGUUGCCACGGGAAGUGGCGGGGGGUCUCGCGAGAUCGCGCAUGCGGUUAGCGAAACCAGCGAGGACACACCCGGGGGAACGGGGGGGGGGGCGAGCCUGGAAUCGUGAGGCAGGCUGGAAUCAUGUGUAGGUGUGUGAUCUUUUAUUUUAGCAGUUUUCCAAUCGUGACACAAAUCCCCUAGCUAGUCCGAGUAUCCGCAGCCCCUCGCUGGAAUCGUGGUUUCUGUGAUUCACUCUAGGUGGCAGCUAGGGAGCGAGAGUUGUGGGCGGUCGCGUGUGUACAUAUAUAUCUACCCUGCAUCUAUAGAUUGGCGGUCAUGUGCAGUGCAAUUUUUAAGACCAAAGACGUAUUUUAGGGUUAUUUAUUCAUGUAUGUGCUAUUUACUUGUUAGGGUAUUUAUUUAUAUUUAAACAUCCAUUGUUAUUUACAGACAUCUACAUGUAUGUAUACACUUUGCAAAUGUGUGCGCGUGCACGCAUGCGCACAUGUGUAUGAGCGCUAGCGUGAGAUUAAGAGUGUGAGUGAUAAAAAGCAGAAAUACAAGAGCAAACGAAAAUGUGCGAGAGAGUGCAAGUGUGUGCGUGUGUGUGUGUGUGUGUCUGAGAGAGAGAGGUGAGAGAGGGAGGAUUGAGUGAGAGAGAUUGAGUGCAAGAGUGAGUGAGAGGUAGCGAAGGGGAGAGAGAGAGACAUCGAGGCUAUUGGGCCUUCAGUACAGACGUGGUUAGAUCGAGUGAGAAGUUCCACCUAGUAUACAGAACAGUUACGUACAUCUAUCGUGAUACUGGCUUUGACCAAUACUGCGGCAGUGCUUGUUAGAGCCUACCUGUUACAGAUGCUGCCAAACACGUGACAGGUGCUGCCGAUCACGUGACAGGUGCUGCCGAUCACGUGACGGGUGCUGCUGAUCACGUGACAGGUGCAGCCUAUCACGUGAGAGCUGCAGCCGAUCACGUGACUGGUGCAACCGAUCACGUGACCAUUGCAGCCGAUCACGUGACGGGUGCAGCCGGUCACGUGAGGGUGCCGCCUAUCACCGUGUGGCGGCUUUCGUUAUUCACCUGCCGAGGAGAAUUUGUUAGGCACGUGCGGUUUUUCACACAACGUCGUCGUCGAGAUUAUGAUCGCGCGGUGCGGCCGCUCGGUGGCGCCACCGUGCAGUGCGCGCGUGCGCUGGUAGAUGCUGGGAUACGUACAUGUAGACGUCGGGCCAUCACAUCAGUUAUCACUCAUGACACGCGCGUAUUGUGCAUGUGCGCUGUAGACGUGCACUUUGUUUUAUUGACGACACUGCAGUUAUGUAACAGAAAAUAAAACCACUUGAAAUAACC